This is a messenger RNA of Sander lucioperca (pikeperch), 936 nucleotides long. Its product is annotated as olfactory receptor 13D1-like. Gene Ontology annotation, cellular component: membrane. Gene Ontology annotation, molecular function: olfactory receptor activity; G protein-coupled receptor activity. The coding region runs from base 1 to 936 and encodes 311 amino acids. NCBI's taxonomy places the organism in Eukaryota, Metazoa, Chordata, Actinopteri, Perciformes, Percidae. The record is from RefSeq and is a predicted model, not a curated record. Gene Ontology annotation, biological process: G protein-coupled receptor signaling pathway. The transcript has a single exon.
AUGAUCAAUGCUGCCACUUUGACAUCAUUUUCUUUAUCAGGAUUAAAUGGCACAACAACAAAGUACAGAGGCACUCUUUUCUUUCUCACCUUAUCGUGUUACAGUGUGAUAUUGCUUAUAAAUGGUGCUAUUAUUGUUCUUAUCAUAUUGGAAGAAAAACUUCAUGAACCCAUGUACAUCUUUCUAGGUAAUUUGUGCAUUAAUAGUCUUUAUGGGACAAUUGCCUUUUAUCCCAAAUUCCUUUUUGAUCUAUUGUCUAACACUCAUGCCAUAUCUUAUACUGGUUGCCUGUUGCAGGUCUUUGUUAUAUAUUCCUAUGCAGCAACUGAAUUUUCUAUUCUAGCCCUGAUGGCCUAUGACCGAUAUGUGGCUAUAUGUCGACCACUGGAGUAUCACUCUGUUAUGACUAAACAUAGGGCUGUUUUGUUGGUGUGUUUCUCCAGAAUUGUACCUUUGCUCUGUCAGACUAUAGUAAUGAUAAUGACAUCCAAAGUGGAACUAUGUGGCUCCCACAUAGAAAAACUUUAUUGUGACAACUGGUCAAUCCUUAAACUUUCCUGCAAUUCAAUAACAACAAAUAAUAUGGUUGGGUUUAUCGUCAUACUUUUCUAUUUCGGGCAUGACCUUUUCAUUGUGUGUUCAUAUGUGCAGUUGGUAAAAUCUGCUUUAAAGUCAAGAGAGGACAGGAGGAAAUUUAUGCAGACAUGUGUGCCACAUUUACUAUGUUUGCUUAUUGUCACUGUUGCUCUGCUUUUUGACCUCAUGUACGCUAGAUAUGGAUCAAGCUCUGUAUCACAGAAUGUAAAGAACUUCAUGGCCAUACAAUUUCUUAUGAUUCCACCUAUUCUCAACCCUAUUAUAUAUGGACUUAAACUGACUCAAGUUCGCAACAGUUUCUUUAAGUUUUUGUACAAAAAUAACAGGUUUAAGGAUUAG